This is a messenger RNA of Quercus lobata, 6265 nucleotides long. RefSeq names its product TMV resistance protein N-like. Gene Ontology annotation, biological process: defense response; signal transduction. The transcript is spliced from 12 exons. Lineage: Eukaryota; Viridiplantae; Streptophyta; Magnoliopsida; Fagales; Fagaceae. The record is from RefSeq and is a predicted model, not a curated record. Gene Ontology annotation, molecular function: ADP binding; ATP hydrolysis activity. The coding region runs from base 209 to 3982 and encodes 1257 amino acids.
CUGGGGAAAUUUCACUCACUCAGAUGGAUGCCCACUUGCCCACCAUCUCUAACAAAAAAUGAGUUAAUGGGUCGUAGAAAUAGAAUAUAAAAACUUUUGACCCAUCUUCUCACUCUUAUUGCAAGAAGCUUUAUUGAGUUUUUUUCAGUCACACUUGCAAAUUUUCCUAAAUCUCUAACCUCACUAUUCAAGCUCUUCCAUUUCUUUUAUGGCUCUUCUUCCAUCAUCUUCUUCUUCUUCUUCUUCUUCUUCCAAAGGAGGGAAAUACGAUGUAUUUCUUAGUUUCAGAGGCGAGGACACCCGCAAAAGAUUUACAGAUCAUCUAUAUACAGCUUUGAAACAAAAAGGCAUAUCCACUUUCAAGGACGAUGAAAAACUUAAGCAAGGAACAUCAAUUGCCCCAGAACUCUUGAAAGCAAUAGAAGAAUCAAGGUUUGCUGUUAUUAUUUUAUCAAGAGACUACGCUUCUUCAAAGUGGUGCUUGAUUGAACUAACAAAGAUCAUUGAGUGCAUGGAAAAGACUGGAUUGGUAGUUCUACCUGUCUUUCACUAUGUAGAUCCUAGUGAUGUGCGGAAUCAUAGGGGGACUUUUGCUGAAGCCUUUGAUAGACAUGAAGAGAGUUUCAAGGAUAACAUGGGAAAUGUAGAGACGUGGAAAGCUGCUCUAACAAAAGUUGCCAAUCUUUCUGGAUGGGAUUUAAAGGAUAAGUAUGAGUCAGAAGUUAUCCAAGAAAUCAUUGGAAGGAUAUGCACUGAGUUAGAUCAUAAAUUCUCAGGUGUUUAUGAGGCCCUUGUUGGAAUGGACUCACGUGUGGAGGAAAUGUUGGGUUCAUACUUAGGUGAAGGGUUGGGUGAUGUUCGCUUUGUUGGGAUAUGCGGAAUGGGUGGAAUGGGCAAAACAACUCUUGCACGAGAAAUUUAUAAAAGAAUUUCAAGAAAGUUUGAAGCUAGUAGCUUUAUUGCAAAUGUUAGAGAAAAAACUAAAAAUCAAGGCCUAGUUUUUUUACAAAAACAACUUCUUUCUAAGAUCCUCAUGGAAAGGGAAAUAAAUAUAUGGGAUGUUUAUGAGGGAAUCGAUGUUAUAAGGUGUAGAUUACGUAAUAAAAAGGUUUUUAUUGUUCUUGAUGAUGUGGAUGAAGAAAAACAAUUUGAAGCAUUAGCAGGGAAACAUGAUUGGUUUGGUGCGGGGAGUAGAAUCAUUGUAACAAGCAGAGAUCACCAUUUAUUGAUAAGAUGGGGUGUGAAUGAUAUAUAUAUAGCCAAGGAGUUGAGUUACAAUGAUGCUUUGAAGCUUUUUAGUUUGAAAGCUUUUCAUAAACCUCAUCCUGAAGAGAAUUAUGUAGAUUUGUCUAAGGACUUUGUGAACUAUGCUCAAGGCCUUCCUUUAGCUCUUAAAGUUUUAGGUUCUUCGUUGUUUGCUAAAAGAACGAAUGAAUGGAAAAGUGCCCUAGAUAAACUAAAAGAAGAACCUGAUAGAGACAUCUUGGAUAUACUUCAAAUAAGUUUUAAUGGGCUUACAGAUUCGCAAAAAGGAUUGUUUCUAGAUAUUGCAUGUUUUUUCAAAGGAGAAAAAAAGGAUUGCAUAAGUGAUAUACUGGAAAGUUUUGGUUAUUAUCCAGACUACAAUAUUGGUGUUCUUAAGGACAAAUCUCUCAUAACCAUUGGUAACUACGGAAUUUUGUGGAUGCAUGAUUUGCUGCAAGAUAUGGGUCAAAAAAUCGUUCGUCGCAAAUCCAAAGAGCCUGGUGAACAUAGUAGGUUGUGGAUUUAUGAGGAUGUCAUUCAUGUAUUGAAAAAUAAUACUGGAACCGAGGCAAUUGAAGGCAUAAUGCUAGGAGAUCCUAUUCAAAAAAUGGAACACUUGCAUGCUGAAGCCUUCUCAAAGAUGAAAAAUUUGAGAUUUCUCAAAAUUGGUAAUGAGAAAUUUCCACAAGACUUCAUAAAUGGUACUAUGCAACUUCCAAAAAGUCUUAAUUAUCUUUCUGGCAAGUUACGCAUUAUGGAAUGGCAUGGAUAUCCUUUUAAAUCCAUGCCAACUAGGUUUGAACCAAACAAACUUGUUGAACUUAGAAUGCGCUGCAGCCGCAUCAAACACCUAUGGAAAGGAAUUAUGAAUUUAGAUGAGUUAAGACUCAUUGACCUAAGUGACUCCCAAAACUUGAUUGAGAUGCCGAACCUUAGUAGAGCCACAAAGCUUAAGCAGUUGAUUCUUCAACGUUGUAUAAGACUAUCUAAGAUUCAUGCAUCUAUUGGAAAUCUCAAAUGUCUUAUUCGAUUGGAUCUGAAUGGUUGCAAGUGCCUUGAGAGCCUUCCAGAGAAUUUGGGGAAUAUGGAAGGUCUUGAGGAGCUAUAUUUGAGUGAAAUCGCUAUAACAGAAUUACCUUCUUCGAUUGUUCUCUUGGGAAAUCUCAAAGUACUAUCUCUUCGUGGAUGUAAAGGCUUAUCAUCUACAUCAUCAUCAUCAAAUAAACUCAUCAGUUUUCCUUUAAUGAAGAAAAGAAGAGUAGACUCCACGGGCAUGUUAGAGCGUUCUCUUUCUAAUUUAUGGUCUUUGACCAAAUUGAAUCUAAGUUAUUGCAAUCUUCAGGCAAUCCCUGAUGGUCUUGGUUGUUUGUCCUCUUUAACAGAAUUAGAUCUUAGGGGAAAUAAUUUUGUUUGCCUUCCUGAGAGUACCGCUCGACUAUCUAAUAUGAAGGUUCUUUUUCUGAAUGGUUGCACACAUCUUCGAUUUUUGCCAAAGCUUCCAUUUGAUGUUAGGCUUAUUUAUGCAGAGGGUUGUACCUCACUGAAAAUAUUACCAUUAAGACCUGAAGAAGGUCCUCGUCCGUUCCUCUUUCUUCUCAAUUGUGGUAAAUUUUUUAGCAAUGAAGACAACGGUGACGUGUUAUUAAAAUCGCCAAGACAUCACACUCAAUUUAAGGAAGAUGAAGACAUUUAUCGUAUUAUAAUUCCUAGAAGAGAAAUUCCGAAAUGGUUUAGGCAUCAAAGUGUGGGGACUUCAGUGAAUUUGCAAGUGCCUUCUUUAGAUAAAUUAUGGUCUUUGACCGAAUUGAAUCUAAGUUAUUGCAAUCUUCAAGCAAUCCCUGAUGGUCUUGGUUGUUUGUCCUCUUUAACAGAUUUAGAUCUUAGGGGAAAUUAUUUUGUUUACCUUCCUGAGAGUACCACUCAACUAUCUAAUAUGAAGACUCUUCUUCUGUGUGGUUGCACACAUCUUCGAUCUUUGCCAGAGCUUCCAUUAAAUAUUGAGGCUAUUGAUGCAGAUGGUUGUACCUCAUUGGAAAUAUUACCAUUAAAACCUAAAGAUGGUCCUUGUCUGAUACUCUGUCUUCUCAAUUGUGUUAAAUUGAUUAACGAUGAAGACUACGGUGACAUGUUAUUAACAAAGCUAAGACAUCACAUUCAAUUUAAGGAAGAUGAACCCAAUUAUGAUAUUAUGAUUCCUGGAAGAGAAAUUUCGAAAUGGUUUAGCCAUCAAAGUGUGGGGACUUCAGUGAGUUUGCAAGUGCCUUCAGAUAAAUUGAAAGGAGUUGUUGUGUGUGCACUUUUUGUACUCCGCCAACAUCAUCCACUUCACGAACUUCCUUCAGAUAAUGGUUAUAUAUUUACGCAUGGGCUUCGGUGGUACUUGAAAGCCAACGGAUAUGAAAGCCCCUCGAUACCUAGCUUUCAAUUUUCAGAACAAUUUGGUAAGAUUGAAUCGUAUCAUCUUUACCUGCAUUACUAUCCCUAUAAAUCAUUCAGUCAGAAAUUGAAAGAAAAUUGGAGUCAAGUAGAUGCUAAUGGAUUGGGUCAAAUUGAGAUUGGAUUUGAAACCGAUGGUCCAGGAUUAGAGGUUACAAAAUGCGGGGCCCGUUGGGUAUACGAGCAAGACAUUGAAGAUCUGAACCAAACCAUGCGUGGGUGCAGCAGCGGCAGCAGCUGUAGCAUCACUCCUUAUGAGGAUGAUUUGGAAGGUUCAGCAAAAGGUACCAAAACUGAGUGAAAGCCAUGAUGAGUAUGAUGGGGAUGAGAAUGGAACCAGUGGAGAAGGUACCUCUAAUCUAAUUGAAAGAUUCAUUCCACGUUGGGGAAAUUGGAUUGGGAAUUUAAGCACACAAGGACAAUAUAACUCUGAUUGAGAGGAAGAGAAAUCCCAGUGAAAGUGGUGGCUUUGAUGAAUUUGUACAGCUGAUAAUCUUUUUCCUCUAAUUUUUUGUGAAUGGAUGUGGGUGUCCUAUAUAUCAUAUAUAUGGUGUGCAUCGCUUUCAGAUUGGUUGAAUCAAUGCAGUUGCAUUGAAGCUUUUAGUUGCCAGCAUUUGCCCAAGCUUUGCAGGAAAGAAGUGUGGGCUUUGUCUCAUAAGUCAUAAAAACACGAUGAUAUGCAGAGUUCUAGCAAACAGAGGUAAUUCUAUUUGUGAUGAAGAGGAAUCCCAGUGAACCUGGUAGCUUUGAUGAAGUUAUUGGACUUUGUUGGGGAGGAAAAACUCUCAAACUACUAGCAGACAAGAAGAGUGGAACAAAUUGUGUGCUAAUCAUUUUUGUUCAAUUAUGUUGCUGAGACUUCCAGCCCUCCAAGCUCCUUCCAACUGCUUCCAUAUGAAUUGGCAAAGACUCAGACACUCAGUUAAUCUCCUUAAGUGAUCACCAACUGGCUGCUGCAAAUAACAAGUUUCAUUAGGCUAGGCUGCUGGCUGACUGAAUGUACUGCUGAACUAACCUUCCUGCUGGAUUAUUGUUGCUACUGCUGUAAUUGAAAUCAGACCUUUUGAUGCUCCUGCACCAAUGAAAAAGCCAAAGAAACUUUGUUGCAUAUAUAUAUAUAUUAUAACUACAAUUAAUUUCCCAAGCAUCUUUGUGUUUUCUGGUUUGGUGCUCCAUUUUACAGGACAUCAAUUAGUUCUGCUUGCUGUCAUUAUUGAUGUCCAUGUUGUAAAUUAGAAAAUAUUUACAAUGUUAUGCUAAUAUAUCGGCUCUUAAGCUGUCAACUGUUUUUGUUUUUUUUUUGGGGGGGGAGGUGUGCAGAUUGCUGUUGACACUGCCUCUCCUUCAGAUCAUGCUCAUGUCCAUACUGCAUAAGCAAGAGGAGUGAAAAACCAUACGUGAGGCAGGGAAUCCUCUACCUCUAGUCACUAGUAUUACUAACAUUGGAAAAAGGUGAACCAUGAAUCAUUUGUUCAUGGAUGCUAUUGGAUUUGGUCAAAUUGAGAUUGGAUUUGAAACCAAAGGUCCAGGAUUAGAGGUUACAAAAUGCGGGGCCCGUUGGGUAUACGAGCAAGACAUUGAAGAUCUGAACCAAACUAUGCAUGGGUGCAGCAGCAGCAGCUGUAGCAUCACUCCUUAUGAAAAUGAUUUGGAAGAUUCAGCAAAAGAUACCAAAACUGAGUGAAAGCCAUGAUGAGUAUGAUAGGGAUGAGAAUGGAACUAAUGGAGAAGGUACCUCUAAUCUAAUUGAAAGAUUCAUUCCAUGUUUGGGAAAUUGGAUUGGGAAUUUAAGCACACAAGGACAAUGUAACAUUGAUUGAGAGGAAGAGAAAUCCGAGUGAAAGUGGUGGCUUUGAUGAAUCUGUGCAGCUGAAUUUUUUUUUCCCCACACUGGAUACGAAGAAGUUGUUGGACUUUGUAGUUUAUUGGUGAGGAGAAACUGUGGCAUUGUCUGGAUCAAAGAAGAUAUGUGCAACAGAUAGCACACUCACGAUUAUUUUGUGGGGUAAAGACAGAUAGUACACUCUUGUUGCUCUUUUGGUAUUCAAAAGGAAAGCAAAAAAUUAGGGCUGUUUUUCACCAGAGAGGUUGCCUUCCAUGUGUUUGUGUUCUUUUUUUCCUCACUUCAUCAAUCAUUUCAAAGGUGAAUGGAUGUGGCCGUUACAUUGAAGCUGAAAGGUGCAAGUUGUUGCCUAAGCUUGGCAGUGCAGAAGUGUGGGCUUCGUCUCAUAAUAGCAUGAUAAUAUUCAGAGUUCAAGCAAACGGGAGGACUGAAGUUGUAGUAGUUAUUGGUGUUGCUGGCAUGGACUGGACGCACAGAAAGCAUUGUCAUUGAUUAUGAACAAUAUACUUCUUCCCUUGUAAUCAAAUCUGUUGAGAUGGACCAUGAUAAAUUUAGCGUGAUGUAGUUUGUAUUUUUCUUCUGUUUGUUGUCAAAUGCAUGCUAAUUAUGUAAUCACUUGAAAGAGUUGUAUAAUACUAUAAUCUUUCUUGGGACAGAUAUUUCCUACCCUUUACCACAUUGAAGUUCUACAUGGCUGUAAUUAGAAGAAUAGAGUAUUUUAAUGUAAAAUUAAAUUGAAUU